Messenger RNA from Priapulus caudatus, 1480 nucleotides. Its product is annotated as putative ankyrin repeat protein RF_0381. The transcript has 3 exons. Lineage: Eukaryota; Metazoa; Priapulida; Priapulimorpha; Priapulimorphida; Priapulidae. Gene Ontology annotation, molecular function: protein binding. Bases 4 to 1077 code for a protein of 357 amino acids. The record is from RefSeq and is a predicted model, not a curated record.
AUCAUGCGCCUGCUACUGGAGGCCGGCGCCGACCCCAACGUCGCCAAUACGGACAGCGGGGCGACGCCGCUGACGAUGGCGGGGAGUAAGGGCGAUGAGGCAGCGGUGCGGAUGCUGCUCUCACACGGCGCCAACGCCAACGCCGCGAACUCACACGGAGAGACCUCCCUGUACCACGCGACUUACUGUGGCAAGCUGAAUAUCAUGCGCCUGCUACUGGAGGCCGGCGCCGACCCCAACGUUGCCGAGACGAUGAGCGGGAAGAUGCCGCUGAUGAUGGCGGUGAGUAAGGGCGAUGAGGCGGUGGUGCGGAUGCUGCUCUCACACGGCGCCGACGCUAAUGUCGCGGACUCGGACAGAAGGAACACCCUGUACCACGCGGUGCGCCUGCUACUGGAGGCCGGUGCAGAUCCAAACGCCGCCGAGACGCAGACAGGACACACGCCGCUGAUGAUGGCAGUGAAGGAGGGCAAGGAGGCGGUGGUGCAGAUGCUGCUCUCACACGGAGCCGACGCCAACGCCGCGAACUCGUACGGAGUGACCUCCCUGCACCACGCGGUCGUCUCUGGCCAGCUGGACAUCAUGCGCAUGCUACUGAAGGCCGGCACAGACCCCAACGUUGCCGUGACGGAAAAAUUUGAGAGUUUCACCGCGUUACACUUCUCCUGUGAUCAACUUCAUACCGAGAUGAUUACUUGCCUCUUGAAACACGGAGCUGACCCGAACAUAGUCGAUUGUCACAAGAGGACUCCGCUCGCUAAAAUAGGCAGCGAGGCGGAGGUGAGAAUGAGUGAAGAAACAGCAGACGCAGAGUCAGUGGUGCAAGCGGCGUCAGCUCUCAUACAGACGUGCGAGUCCGCCGGCGUACUUCUACAGGUUAACACACGCGACAGCGAGGGCGACACCCCGCUGCACAGCUUCUGUAGGAUGAUGCUCGCAUGCAAAGGUGAUGUUUACGCGCGAGAGAUGGAAGGGUGCGUGCAGAUAGUGCACGCGCUGCUGUUCAACCACGGUGCACAUGUCGACGUGGUGAACGCACGGGGAGAGACGCCAUACAAACUCUGGCGCCGGAUUUAACCGACGCGUUUCCGUGGCAACGUGGAGUCGAUUGACGAGAUACAUGGCAGAAUGAGCGCGCAGUAUCAUUCGCUGGAGUGCCACUGUGCGCGUGUUAUCGUCAGACACAGCGUUGCAUACGAGAACAGGCUGCCUCCGAGUCUCAUAGAAUUUGUCAGUGCACACGCUAGACCAACGUAGGUGACACUAAGCGUGUUAACCUAGGAAGCGCAUGUAGGAUCGGAGAUGCGAUAACCCAGAAGAUAUUAUCCAUACUUCGUAGAUCUAUGUUCUAAUUGUUGCACGUGUUGGCAGACGUGUUUCAUUACAAUGUAAAAUCGAGUAUAUGUAGUAACACUAUUAAGUUUAUAUAGAAAUGUGUAGAUUAUCGGUAUGAUGCCUUGGUGAAGGCCUUAUGAAGGCU